AUGGAUCAUGGCGGCAGCAGUGGUAACACCAAUAGUCGCCUGGGCUUGGAUCUCAUCGUGGAGACACCCGAAUAUGCUCAGAAACUGGCAGCCGCCCUCCACACUGACAACGCUCAGGUGAAAAAGCAGGUGCUGGAGCUCCUUGCAGCUCUAUGCGUACAUGGUGAAGAAGGCAGGGCGAGGGUGCAGGACACACUCGAACAUCUUAGGAAAUUGAAAAAUGAGAGGUAUAGACUGUCGGUGAUAGUGAAGGAGUUGGACCGAGCAACAUCGGUUGACUACCAGACAUCUUUAGUGGCAUUCAUAAACUGCUUCAUCAUAUCCACUCAAAGGCUGAAUGACAGGAUCCGCUUAAGGAACGAAUUUAUAGGAUGUCACCUACUUCCGGUGCUGAAUAAUCUCAGGAAAUGUGCCGAGGCUGAACCAGAGCUGGCAGUCCAGCUGGACGUCUUCGACGAGCAAAGGGAAAGCGAUGAUGCCCAAAGCCUCCAAGGACCUCAUGGGGUUGACCUAAAUUCACCGUUGGAUCUCUUCUACGCCAUUUUGAAACAGGUAGCCGAGACACCUCAGGAACUUCCGUUCCUGCUAAUCCUACAGCACCUGGUCCGGAUAGAUCCAUCUCAUCCUCUAAGCGACUUGGUUUGGGACGCUGCCGAGAGACUGAUCCACAGAGCCACGUUGAUCGAAAACAGAGAAGAUGUCCAACGGUUACUCAGGACGCCGAGUGUCCAGUCGAGAGUGGGGCAGUGCACUUGUGGACAAAGGAGAUUGUCUAUGCCCAUGAGUCCACCGCCACCACCUCAAGGGGGUCCUCCACCACCACCACCGUCAUUUGGUUCAGGUCAUAGUCCAGCUCCAGCACCACCUCCCCCUCCUCCGACCGUACCUCCUCCUCCGCCCCCUCACAACCCCCCGUCUGCUCCCAUUCCUCCCGUUCCCCCACCACACCGUUUCCAGGACCCUCCAACCUCCUUUCAAACUCAAACCAGUACAGUGAUUGCCGAGAAGCUCCCGCAACAGGAGAUACCUGCACCUAAGACUAAAAUGAAAACAAUCAACUGGAAUAAGAUUCCUAAUAAUAAGGUUGUCGGCAAGAAGAAUAUCUGGACACAAGUGGCCAACACGCAUCAAAAUUCACCAAUGGCAGAUAUGGAUUGGUCAGAAAUGGAAGGACUGUUCUGUCAACAGGCACCACCAUCUGCGCACUCAUCACCAAAGCUAGGAAACAGAGAUUCGUCUGACAACCACGAUAGAAGGUUGAAGAGGGAUACAGCUGAGAUUACACUUUUGGACGGCAAAAGGAGUCUCAAUGUAAAUAUAUUUCUUAAGCAAUUUCGAUGCUCGAACGGGGAUAUAAUUAAACUUAUAAGUAAUGGCGAACACGACGAAAUAGGCACUGAAAAACUCAAAGGCUUGCUCAAACUGUUACCAGAAGUAGAUGAAUUGGAUAUGUUGAAAUCUUUUAACGGAGAUUUCAAUAAAUUAGGAAAUGCUGAGAAAUUUUUGAUACAGCUAACAAAUCUACCAAAUUACAAAUUACGAAUUGAAGGCAUGCUACUUAAAGAGGAAUUUGCUUCAAAUAUGGGCUAUCUUGAACCAAGUAUCACCUCAAUGAUAGUAGCAGCUCAAGACCUGAUGACAAAUAAGCCACUACAAGAGGUCCUGUAUAUGAUUUUAAUAGCUGGAAACUUUUUAAAUGCAGGAGGUUAUGCUGGAAAUGCUGCUGGGGUCAAACUUUCGUCCCUGCAAAAAAUCACAGAAAUUAGGGCAAAUAAGCCAAAUAUGAAUCUCAUACACUUUGUAGCAUUGCAAGCUGAAAAAAAGAAUAGAAAUCUUCUUUCAUUUACUGACAAUAUUGGCAUACUUGAAGAUGCUGCGAAACUCACCGUUGAACAGCUCCACAAUGAAAUUAAUGCAUUGGAUUUGCGGAUCAAGAAAAUAAAGAAGCAAAUAGAGCUUCCAACGACUGAGGUGGAGAUCAAAGCUCAAAUGACCGAUUUUCUGCAGAUGGCUGAAAGGGAGGUAGCUAACCUUCAGGUCAACUUGCGACAAUUGGAACACGUACGUAGAGAGCUGAGUGACUUUUUCUGUGAGGAUAUCAAUUCAUUCAAGUUAGAAGAAUGCUUCAGGAUAUUCCACGGAUUUUAUACCAAAUUUAAACAGGCUGUGUGUGAAAAUGAGAGGAGACGGAUACAAGAAGAACAAGCUAACGAAAGAAGAAGACAACGAGAGGAACUACUCGCAACGAAAAGGAGACAAAUGGAAUGUAUGGCCGGUACACCAGAUUCAGACUUCAGUAUCGACCUGCAGAUCUACGAUACGAGAGGAUUCCCAAUGAAAAAGGGAAGGAGGUCUGCAAACGGGAGCGGCAUGUCUGAGGAUGAAACCUCCAUCACGGGAUCUCCUUCGUUCUCCAGAAGACGACUUGGAUCCUUCAACAAUGGAAAUGGGACUGAAACUAAUACUAGUAGUAGAGAAGAAAAAUCUCCAGAUAUAACUCCCAACGGUAGUCUCAGACGAAGACGUAGCAGGGUCCUUUCUGAAGAUGAUGAAGGAAAUCUAAUGGAGUUUUUGAGAGCGUCAGGUAACGAUAGCAACAGAGAGAGGAAAUCAUGGGGAAGUUUGGAUCGGUCAUGGGCGCGAAAGGCUCGCGGUAGUGGACCCAGAAAACGACCGGCACUGUUAGCAGCAGAUUUUUCAAGCGAAAGAGAGCGACCUUCCUCACCAUCCCCUCUGUCAGAGACCAAGCCAGCGAUUGCUUCAGCUCCUGAAGAGGAAUCAGCAUCUGGUACUACGAGCGCUGUGUCAAAGCCACGAGAAUGGAGGCAGAAGAUCGAAUCGUGGCUGCAAGCGAGUGAGAACGAUGCGCAAGAUGAACAAAGGAGAAGAAGGAAUAGAAGAUCAGCGGAAAUGGAUUCAGAAAGCGAAAGAAGCAGUACUCUGGACACACUACCGGAAGGUAAACAGGUCUACAGUGGAAGCCAGUCGAACUAUAGAAAAAUAUAUCCGGCAUGGCAGCCGUCAAGUACCAUCGAAAGCACGGAUGUUGUGGGUGCUAUGGAAGCUAUAGAACAGGUACAACCCAUAAAAGACAAAUCUGCAUGGCGCAAAUCGACAUUAAACGUAUCAAACAGCUCAGAGGAAGCACCACAUAUCGACAACCCGAGAUCACGGACCAGAACGGAUCUGUCCGGCUUACAUUCCAUCGAUGAAGAUAUCACUGCAGACAGAAAGUCUCUCAUUGGCUCUCUAGGUGAAAGAAUGCCCACUGAUAAGCUUACGUUGUACAUCAGAAGGCCUGCUGAACCAGUGGAGAGGAAGAGCUUAACUCGAAGGCAGACCAGUGUGGACAGUGUCAGUAGUAACAAGGUGGAAAUUGACCAAGACAACAUCGAAACGCCACCAGCAGUGAGAAAGGUAUUCAUUCCAACACCCGUGGAUAAGCGAGAACCUCUAGCGCCUAGUCCUUGCAGCAGAAAGGCUUUCAGAAAUAGGGACUCGCCUCGGGACUCACCCACUCCUCUCAGUCCAGAACCAGAAGAUGGAUCUGUAUUGGGUGAUGGGCAGUUUGAUCGAUACUCAUCCACAAGACGUACUAGGCGUUACAAGCGUCCAACUGAGCCCAAUGAAGUUCAUCAGUCUGAGCCAGUGAUAGCUGAGAAGCAAGUCAUCAAAUCGCCAACUCAAGUGCAAGCUUCAGAAUCUGUUGCUAUGGAAACAGAAGUAGACAGGGAAACGAGAUUAAAGACGUGGCAGGAGAAACUCAAAUCCCAACAGGAACCCGAAAUAAGGACUAGCAGGAGGCACAGGCACCAAACCGGUAUUAACCAAUCAGAUGUCGAGAUGGCGUUAUCGCUGAGCAAGAUGAAUGAUAAUGAAGUGUCUAGGAACUUUAUUGCGCCAGAACCCAUAAAGGCGACUUCAAACAAAAUAGACAUCCCAUCUCGCAAAAUAAGAGAACAUGACAACGACGAAGGUUUCGAAGAAACCCAGAGCCUCAUGUCCGAAUCACCAAGUCAAGGUGCAUCAUCCGGUGGAAAUUACGAGGCCGACAUCAUGGAUGCCGCUAAGAUUGUCCUUGUUGACUAUACCAAAUCCAAGCCUCAACGACCUCUAUCUCAGGAGAGCAAGGAAACUAUCGAUUCCACUACUACAACAAGCAGCGAAACUCCAGUUUGCUCUGUCAAGAAAUCUCAACCUACUUCCAGAAGUGCAAGACUUCAGUCUCUCUCCAUGCCAAAGCCGUCAAAGGUCGUAGAGAAAUCUCCAAGCCUUCGAAAGACAAGCCUUGAUAGCUCUACGAGGAAAAGUGUGAUCCCUAGACGUUCAGACAGUAUCAAGAAGUCAGAGUCUAAGACCAAUGCAACUCCUCGAUCUUCCACUAUACAGAAAUCAAACUCCAGGAACUCUAUAGUAAGUUCGAGGAGUUCCCUGAAUAGUGCUACAUCGACUAGUACUGUGAAGAAGCUGCCUUUGAGGCCCAAUACCAGUAGUAACAUGGGAAAACCAAUGCAAAGGACCGCAAGCAACAAAGCAGUAGCGAAACCGGAGUUGAAAAGAGUGGGGUCAAUAGGAGGUAGCGGAAAUAAGCCCCCAAGGCCUCAAGCGAUGAGUUUUAUGAAACCAACUACUUCCAGCACGACGAAGAGUCAUCAGCUUGUAGGAAAUAAUAGAGCGUCGUUCAGAUCGAAAAAUUAAGCAAGAUGUUACUGAACAAGCUGUCUGGUGUGUAAUCUAAAGUCCUAGUCGAGAAACAAGCGGAAAUAUCAUCUAGUGUUUUAUCAAAAAUUCUAUACCAGGUGUUUCAAAUGCGACCUUCAGUAAUGGCCAGAGAUACGAAGUUGAAUUCGGACAUGUCGCGCAUUUGCGUAAGUUUCGCAAUUCAGACUAGACAGAAAACAGAGAACUUCCCCAAAAUUGGUUUGUUUUUUCUAACCCUAUUUUACGUACGAGUUCAAAAUAAAUUUCACAUUAACAUUGCAGCUUCUUCUCCUCUACAAGGUAGUAUGACGUUUCCGUUCUCUUCCAUCUUCAUCUUUAUAUUUUUUAUAGACCUAUUAGAUCUUUGCACAUAUUAGUAAAGCUUUUAUUUUUAGCACGACGAAUCUCAUGGUUAAGAUCAAUUACAGAACGUUUACUCUUUUUAGACAUAUGCAGUUUUAUAAUAUUGAUCCGUAUCUAUCAUCUUUUAUUUAUCAAUAAAAUUGGAAAUAGGAAACUGCUUACCGAUGCCCAGUUCAUUAGAACUGAAUGAAUGCUUGACUUAUGACACUAUAAAACAAUGCAACAUCUAAAAUUUACCCAGUGGUUUACAUGUCGAUAAGCCUGGAAGAUUAUAAAACAAAUCAGUUUAUAGUUGUGUAUGACAAUAGUAUUGCAAAAUGUCGAAUUAGACUUGAAAACGGUAUCCACAUAUGCGAUAUUCCAAUAUAGCAUCCAUAAAAUUGAUGACGAGGACAUGACACGAAACGUCAUAUUGAAUUUAUAAUUAUAGCACAUUGUAGAGGACAAAAAGAGAUAGUAUUACUGUAAGAUUAAUUUUGAAAUCCCAUCUCAAAUGAAGCCAAGAAAAAUUGAAAACGAUUUUAGAGUAAUUCGGGCUUUUCUUGUAUAGUAUAUCCAGAAAUACUAUGAAUACCGAACCCAGUCACUGUCUUUAGUUCUAUAAAUGCGCAACAUUGGCCCCUUCCUCAUCUCUCAUAACCAUAAGAAGUCACAAAGGCGAGAACUGAAUUUGAGACACCCGGUACAGUAAUUCCUUGAUGUGGUCAAAGCUAUAUGUACGUUAUUAUACGAGCUAUCGAGCUAAGAAGUUAUUAAAUAUUUCUCUCUAAAAAGACUCCUAAGAAUCCGUAUACCGUUGUAACAGCGGAUACGUGGUUAACGCUAUCGUAACUAUAUCCCGAUACAGAUUUGAUGCAACUAGUGGUCCAUUUGCGAACUACCAAAUUUUCCAUUCAAACAGUAAAUUGAAAAUACCUAUAUUAUCAGGAUAUUUUAAAUAAUCGCUUUUUAAUUGUCAGGAAUAUUCGUAUUGUGCAGAUUCACAUUAAAAUCUCAAUUUCUUAAGCAACUCGAUAGCGUUUUGUAAAAUGUCUUUGACACUUCCAUUUAUUUCCUGAUAUGAAAUUUGGUAUGUUUGCAUUUGGCUCGUUUUUCAUGUCUAAUUUUAAUAAUUAAUAGAUUCUUUUCGUUUGACGAUUAGUAUUUUUUGACGCUAUGCUGUGGUCACCAUUAUUGGCUGUACUCAAAAUGUGUGUGUAAUGUGCCUUCCAAAUUCCGGAAAUACAUAGAAAUAGUCAGUGCCAUUCCAAAUAUGAGGGGUAACCUUAGAGGAGGCCGUGCAAUUUAAAAUAUUCUAACCGGAUCAAGAAUAUUCUAGAAUCUCCGACAAUAUUAUAAAGUUAUAAAUUAACUAGUCAAGAAAGUGCUUGUUUAUUUUUCUAGUACUUAAGUCAGUAAUUAUAUUUUUAUAAGGAUACAUGUCGUAAUGACCUCUAAAUGCAUAACUCAAAAACACUUUAAUAAGUUAACUGCUAAGCAUUACAGUUUUAUUUAUUAUGUAGAACCUAAGUCGGAUAUGCCUGAACAAUAUCUUUUUUAAUCUAUACAGUAUUAAAAGUAAAUUUUCACCAUUUUCAGCACAAAAGUUGCAGUUAUUGAUACCUUUUUGUGUUAAAGACAUACCAAAUCGUUGCAACCGUGCGUUAUAAAAAUGCGAUAUUUUAAUAUCUUAUUACUAAUGUUUACGUGUCGUAUUUAUUGUUACCAAACCUUUAACAUAAAUAAAAUGUUCUCAGUAAAUUGGAA
Acanthoscelides obtectus is the source of this 6810-nucleotide messenger RNA. Lineage: Eukaryota; Metazoa; Arthropoda; Insecta; Coleoptera; Chrysomelidae. The record is from the annotation of a GenBank genome assembly.